CUUGACUGCUAUGAAAUGGCACUAUGUACCUGGAAAACACACAGUUUUGUUUUUUCCUCCUCCACAGUCGACAAGCUUCAGACCCACUGGGAAGACUCUCAGACCAAACUCUCCGACAGGCUCAAGCAAAUCCUCAACAUGCUGCAGGACUCCACAAACUGGCUGGACGCAAAGCGGGAGGUGGACUGCCUCAUCAAACAGGCCAGUGGGAGGCUGGAAUCGUGGCAGGAGAUCACGUACACAGCGGACGCACUGAAGAAGCAACACGCAGAUCUAAGGGUCUUCAUGAAGGACCUGAAGCAGUGGCAGGGACAGGUGGCUGAAACCAACGCGCUGGCCAACAAGCUGCUGACGCUGUACGCCAACGACGACACGCACAAGGUCACCCAGGUCAAUGACAACAUGCUGGCGACGUGGGCGCACAUCAACAAACGAGUUUCAGACCGAGAGGCGGCGGUGGAAGCCGGCCUGAAGCUGCUCCACCAGUUCUACCUGGACCUGGAGAAGUUCCUGAGCUGGCUGACGGAGGCGGAGACCACCUGCAAUGUUUUAAUAGAUGCCACCAACAAGGAGAGGCUGCAGGAUCAGCCUGAGGCGGCCAAGAGGCUGCUGGCCCAGUGGAAGGACCUCCAGGCAGAGGUGGACGGCCACGAAGAGCUGUAUCACUCCCUGGAUGAGAACGGCCAGAGGAUCCUGACCUCUCUGAGGGACCCUGAGGACCGGGUUCUGCUCCAGAGGCGUCUGGACAACAUGAGGCAGCGCUGGAACGACCUGCGCAGCAAGACUCUCAGCAUGAGGUCACAGCUGGACUCUGAGAUGGCUCCCUGGAAGAGGCUCCACAUGUCACUGCAGGAGCUGCUGAACUGGCUAAGGCUCAAGAGUCAGCAGCUGGAGCAGGAGAAGCCUGUAGGGGGCGAUGUUCCCACCGUGCAGUCCCAGCUGGAUACACACAGAGGGUUCAAAAUGGAGCUCAGAGCCAAGGAUCCGGUGGUGACCAAGGCUCUUGAUGAUGUGGGAUUCUUCCUGUCCGAACUGCCUAGAGAGUCGCCAUCACCUGAACUGAGAGACAUCAGCCCGGAGGAGCGUGCUCAGAACGUGGGCCGAGUGUUGCGCAAAGAGGCGGACGACGUGGUGAGCCGGUGGGACCGGCUCAACGUCGACUCGGCCGACUGGCAGAGGAGGUUGGAGUUGGCCCUGGACAGACUGAUGGAGCUCCAGGAAGCAGAAGACCUGCUGGACAAGCAGCUGAAGCAGGCGGAGAUGGUGAAGCAGGGCUGGGAACCCGUAGGGGAACUGUUGAUUGACUCCUUACCUGAGCACAUCAGCAGAGUCAAGGAGUUCCAGGAAGAAAUAGCUCUGAUUAAGGACGAUGUGACACACAUGAACCAUUUGGCAUCCACGUUCGAUCCAUCCGACAUCCAGUUGUCUCCUAGCAACCUGGAACGCAUUGAAGACCUCAACACGCGCUGGAGACUGCUCCAAGUUACCGUGGAUACGGGAAAAAGCAACUCGGGCAGCAAUGGACUGGAUGAGGUGGACUCAAAGAUAUCUGUCAAAGAACAUCUGAAGCAGCUGACAGACGCUCACACAGACUUCUGCCUUUCUCAAGGAUCGGUAGAAAGACCGUUCGAGCAGGGCAUCUCUCCAAACAAUGUGCCCUAUUAUAUCAACCACCAGACCCAGACGACAUGCUGGGACCAUCCCAAGAUGACGGAGCUCUACCAGUCUCUGGCCGACCUGAACAACGUUCGGUUCUCGGCCUACCGCACCGCCAUGAAGCUCAGGCGCCUGCAGAAAGCUCUCUGCUUGGACCUCCUGAGCAUGCAGACGGCGUGCGAGGUGUUCGAGCAGCACACCCUGAAGCAGAACGAGCAGCUGCUGGACAUCUCCCAGCUGGUGGCCUGCCUUACCAGCCUGUACCAGCGGCUGGAGCAGAGCCACUCCCACCUGGUCAACGUCCAGCUGAGUGUGGACAUGUGCCUCAACUGGCUGCUCAACGUCUACGACACCGGGCGCACUGGGAAGAUUCGGACUCUGUCGUUCAAAACUGGAAUCAUCUCGCUUUGCAAAGCCCACCUAGAGGAUAAAUACCGAUUUUUGUUCCGACAGGUCGCCAGCGCCACGGGUUUCUGUGACCAGCGCCGCUUGGGCCUCCUCCUCCACGACUCCAUCCAGAUCCCCCGGCAGCUCGGCGAGGUGGCGUCCUUCGGCGGCUCCAACAUCGAGCCGUCUGUCCGCAGCUGCUUCCAGUUUGCCAACAACAAACCUGAGCUGGAGGCCGCCAUGUUCCUGGACUGGAUGCGUCUGGAGCCUCAGUCUAUGGUUUGGCUCCCGGUGCUGCACCGGGUCGCGGCUGCAGAAACCGCCAAGCACCAAGCCAAGUGCAACAUCUGCAAGGAGUGUCCCAUCAUCGGGUUCAGAUAUCGGAGCCUGAAACAUUUCAACUAUGACAUUUGCCAAAGCUGCUUCUUCUCCGGCCGCGUUGCCAAGGGACACAAGAUGCAAUACCCCAUGGUGGAAUACUGCACUCCGACCACAUCAGGGGAGGAUGUGCGUGAUUUUGCCAAGGUGCUGAAGAACAAAUUCAGGACCAAGCGCUACUUUGCCAAACACCCACGCAUGGGCUACCUGCCCGUCCAGACCAUCCUGGAGGGGGACAACAUGGAAACUCCUGUCACCCUGAUCAACUUCUGGCCUGUAGACCAUGCGCCUGGAUCGUCUCCUCAACUCUCUCAUGACGACACACAUUCUCGGAUCGAGCACUACGCCAACCGGUUAGCUGAAAUGGAGAACCGUAAUGGCUCUUAUCUGAAUGACAGUAUCUCACCCAAUGAGAGCAUCGAUGACGAGCACAUGUUGAUCCAGCACUACUGCCAGUCUCUGAACCAAGGCUCUCCUCUCAGUCAGCCCCGCAGCCCCGCCCAGAUCCUCAUCUCCAUGGAAACAGAGGAGAAGGGAGAGCUGGAGAGGGUCCUGGGUGACCUGGAGCAGGAGAACAGGAAGCUGCAGGCCGAGUACGACCGUCUGAAAAAAGCCCACGACAGGAAGGGUCUGUCUCCGCUGCCUUCGCCGCCCGAGAUGCUGCCGGUGUCGCCGCAGAGCGCUCGAGACGCCGAGCUCAUCGCCGAGGCCAAGCUGCUGCGGCAGCACAAAGGCCGCCUGGAGGCCCGCAUGCAGAUACUGGAGGACCACAACAAACAGCUGGAGUCCCAGCUGCACAGGCUGAGGCAGCUUCUGGAGCAGACGGAUUCCAAGGUGAACGGCACGGCCCUCUCCUCCCCCUCCACCUCCUCCCAGCGCUCCGACUCGUCCCUGCCGCUGCUGCGUGUGGCAGCCAGCCAGACUACUGACACAAUGGGCGAUGAUGAGUUUUCCAGUCCUUCCCAAGAUGCAUCUGGCCUGGAGGAAGUCGUGGAGCAGCUCAACAACACUUUCCCUCACAGCCAGGGUCCCAGCAUCGGCAGCCUGUUCCACAUGGCGGACGAUCUGGGCCGCGCCAUGGAGUCGCUGGUCAGCGCCAUGACCGCGGAGCGCAGCGUGGAACUGCCGCGUCCUUUUUGAUCCCCCUAUCAUACCGCAUGCUUUUCUAGUCGAAACAACUGGAUUGGAAACUGUUUACACAGAGAAUAUAAUGUCUAUUUUUGUGAAGGAUUGCAGUUAAAGCAACAAGUACAAAAAAAAAAACACUAAGAUUUGAGUAGUUUCUUAAAACAUCCUGUUUUAUUGUCAAAAGAAGCUGGUUUUUAAACUUCUAUGCAAUUGUAUAAAACGAGAAGCGGGGUUGAGAAACAGAGACGGUGUCUUCAGUGUCCUCGUAUAUUUGCUAUCUCUUUCUAACUGGGGAAACGAGCUGAAGCAUUUCUCACUAGUUUCAAACGAUUGUAACAAUGAGGGUGUUUUCUAAGAGGCAGUUCUCUGUGUGUGUGUGUGUGUGUGAGUGAGUGAGUGUGGUGCCUAAAAUUUCCUAAGUUUUUUUUUUUUUUUUUUUCCUGGAGUGGAGGGAUGCUACUUUUUAAAAACUGGAUGGAUAUUAAUACCCAAUACAAGCUCUGAUGAUCCUAAUAACAGUAAAGAAAAGUUAAAAAAAGAAAAGAAAAAGGCCUCGCACACCAUCGUUGCAUCAAGAAGAGUUUUCAGAAAGUUACUAGGGGGCGCUGUUGAGUUUGUUCCCCUUGUCUGAACAAAGUUUUUUUUUUUACUUUUUACUUGGUAGACCAAUUUGACACGUUAAUUUGCAGCUGAUCACUUGGCUUUCACAAAUCUAACAUCUGUCUUGUUGCAACUACAAAUUUGUCAUUUCCCUAAAAGGUCAGAUUUCUGACUUGCUUUUUAACAUGUUGACUCAAACCAUUCAAUCUCCAAAGGCCAAAGUGUUCAAGUGCAAACCAAGUUUUGAUCAGAUGUAUUUUUUCUAUCAACUAAAGCAGAAGAAUGAAUCUGCUCCCGUUUCGCACAGAGAAAGAAAAGUCUUCCUCAGUAGAGAAACUUUAACAGUCAAUGCCUUGGUCCAUGCGGCACAGGAACAUUUAAACUGUUUGAUUUCCACUACCUGUUAUUAACUCAACAACCUCAUGUGAAGUUUGGAUGUUAGUUUGACCUCUAAUCAGUUCCACACUCCAAGAUUAGUAAAAAUCAAAAAGAUAUUUCUAAUUGAGCACUGGUGGACGCUGAAUGUUCUGUCGAGCCUAAUCUGGUUUUUCGUGUUACGUUUUGUCUUUGGUUCAAAGCAGGUUGGUUUCGUUCUGUGUGAGGAGCUCUGAUAUUAACGUGUGACUAAGAGAGAAAAAAAAUCUUAAUUUGUAAUAAAUAAUCAGUUGUUUCAUCAGAUUCCUGCAGCAUGACCCAGUGAGUUUGAAAUUUUGAUCCAGGUUGAUUUCUUUAAUUUUCUAUUUCAAAGAAUGUCAUUUUCACCUAAUUUUUUCAAAUAACCCGUCGGUACUUCACAACAUAUCAGUCCAUCAAAUGUAUGCCUUACUACUGUACUAUAAAAUGCUUUACUGUAUAUCAAUAAAGCAUGCCGUUAUGUUGACUGCC
Poecilia latipinna (sailfin molly) is the source of this 5034-nucleotide messenger RNA. Its product is annotated as dystrophin-like. The record is from RefSeq and is a predicted model, not a curated record. Gene Ontology annotation, cellular component: sarcolemma. Gene Ontology annotation, biological process: regulation of muscle system process; skeletal muscle tissue development; synaptic signaling. Gene Ontology annotation, molecular function: zinc ion binding; protein binding. NCBI's taxonomy places the organism in Eukaryota, Metazoa, Chordata, Actinopteri, Cyprinodontiformes, Poeciliidae. The coding region runs from base 16 to 3561 and encodes 1181 amino acids. The transcript has 27 exons.